CCAAAGCUAAGAAGAAGAUUAGCUGAAAAUCUCUGAGGGUUUUAUUUUUCUUCCUUGGUUUCUAUAUUCUCAAAGCAAGGAAGAGUCUCUGGGAAAUGAGAUAAUAACAAGGGUGUGUUUUCUCUUCUGGGAAUCCUUUUCAUUUUCACUUUCGCUUCCUCCUGGCUUUCUUGGGAGACACGAGGAGAGAGAAGGCUGAAGGGAGAACAAAGCCUCUGCGAAGGAAAGGCAGCCAAAAGGAUUAAGAAUGGCUGGAAUUCAAUCUCGAUUGACUGAAAAGGACAAUAAGGGACUGCUACAUGUAGUGGGAUGCAACAACUUAAGCCUUUUGUAUAAGGGAAGCGUUCAUGGAUACAAUGCAAACAUAUUUCAUAACAUCUGCAACCGACAAGGCCCAACUGUAGUUGUAGCAUAUAAUGCAAGUGGUUAUAUUUUUGGAGGCUUUACUGCAAAGAGUUAUACCUCCUCUGAAGCAGUUGUAGCAGAUGAAAAGGCAUUCCUUUUUCGAUUGAAAGGGAAAGAGGAAGAACUUGGCCCUCUCAAAUUCCCCGUCAAAGAUGCCAAUCAGGCUAUAACUGAUAAAGCAGAAUUAGGUCCUUGCUUUGGCUUUGGAGCUGGAUCUCUGGUAUUCCUUUCACAAAAUACUGCUGCAGUAGCCACCAAUGCUGAUGCUGGCUGCUAUGUUUUCCAAGCAGAAGAGUUACAUGGAAAUGACCAGGCCCUUUUAGAAUGUGAAGUAUAUCGAGCUGAAGAUAUUGGUGAAAUGUUGGAGAAACCAUGGAGGAAUGUCAACUGGACAUCUGGGGAAAGAAGAGAACUGAUGAGCCAGAUAGCAGCCUACAAGCCUCGUUUGAAUUCAGUACCACAGUUUCGUUUUCUGUUCCUGGGACCAAUUGGAGCAGGGAAAUCCAGCUUUUUCAACUCAGUGAAGUCUAUUUUCCGGGGCUAUGUGACAAGUCAGGCCAUAGCAGGAUCUGAUUCUACUAGUGUGACAUUGCAGUACAAAAUGUAUAAUAUUAAUAAUGAAGACAGUGGAAAACACUUACCGAUCAAGUUCUGUGAUACUGUGGGAGUAGAAGAUAAGCAAGGAAGUGGUCUAUACAUUGAGGAAGUGCCUAAUUUAUUACGAGGACAUAUUCCCGACAACUAUCAGUUUAAUUCAUCUGCUGCUAUACAGCCUGAUACCCCAGGCUACAUCAAAUGCCCACUUUUGAAGGACCAGAUCCAUUGUGUUAUUUUUGUUAUUGAUGGUUCCAAGGUUGAGAUCCUUUCUGAAAACCUGGGAGGAAAGCUGAGAGAAAUUCGACGGAAAACUAACAAACUUGGCAUUCAACAACUUGUAAUACUUACAAAAGUGGAUGAAAUUUGCCCUUCUCUUGAAGAAAAUGUUUCAGAUGUAUAUAGGAGCAAAAUAGUUGCUAGAAAGAUGCAGUUAACAGCAGAAAGACUUGGCAUCCCUUUGUGUAACAUAGUUCCUGUUAAAAAUUAUUCUGUAGAACUGGAACUCAAAGAUGAUGUUGAUAUCCUGAUUCUGAUGGCAGUCAGGCAGAUGCUGCGUUUAGCAGAAAGCUAUCUAGAUAAUUUUUCUUCAGACACAGACUGCACACCGGAUUAUUAUUCAGAAUAUUGAUAGGCUUAUUGAAGCUAGUUUUAUUGCUUUUUUGUGUUUGAUUGAGCUAAUUCUGCUUACAAAUGAUUGAACAGUUGUAUCUGAAAGCCUGAAUGUUUUCAUGAAGAGAUAUUUUGUUUAGAUCUCAUAUCUGAGUUUCCUUUUUGGAACUCACUUUCAUAAAAUUGUUAACUUGUUUUUGAGUUUUUAAAAAUGUGCAGAACUUUUAAUUCUGAUCCACAAUGCUGAGAAAAGUUAUGUCCUUGCUUUUUUAUUAUGUGACAGUAUAUUAUUUCUGUUGUGAAUUUGAUUUAACUAGAAAUCCAAAAAUAAAUUAUGUAAAUAGAAAAGUCAGUUAUAAUAUUGAAGGGCCGUUCCACACAGUCAUAUAACCCAGAAUAUCAAGGCAGAAAAUCCCACAAUAUUUGCUUUGAACUGGGCUAUCUGAGUCCACACUGCCAUAUAUUCCACUUCAAAGUGGAUUUUAUUCAGCGGUGUGGAAGGGGCCCGAGUCUUCCUGAGUAAUACCAGUAUGUAUUCUUAUACUGUGCAUACAUACAUGUGAAACAUUGUGAAAGGCUUCUUUUAGGUGUAAGCAACUAUGUUAGAAUUUAGGUUAUGUAUCUUAUAUCUGAAAUAGUUGAGACAAGAAAAGUUUUGGUUUUUAAAUUAUUUUUUGGAAUACCUAUAUUUACAAACAUGUGCAUAAUGGGUUAUCUUGAAGAUGGAACCUAAGUCUAAACAUCAAAUUAAUUUUUGACUUAUUUAUAGUCAGCCCUCCACAUUCUGAAAAAGUGAAAAACUGUAAAUAAAAAUAGCUAUUUUUAAAUUGUGUUUCUUGUUUAUUGGUAUUAUAUACAGUAAAUCUCUCUCUCUCUUGCUCAACAGACCAUACACGCAUGCACACGCACGCGUGCUCACACACACACACACAUGUCUACAUCCUCCAGCACAUCUCUGUGGUCAACUGCCAUUAUAAGCUGACCAUUGAAUUCACUGGAGGACCUAGAGAUUCCUAGAGAUAAUAUUUUAAUAAUUUGAUGAAUCAUCAAAUCUGUUUCUCAAAAGGCAGAUUUUGAACAUCUUCACUUGCCACUCAAAACAUCAGCCUCUGAGCAGAUGUAAAAUUUUGAGGAGGGAAAGAAUCCAGUGGCAAGUGAAGAUGUUCCCCUGACCAGUUUACACUCUAUGGUGUAAGAUUAUUAUCUGAGUAUGGGUUUGAACUCACACUUUAAAUCCAAGUUCAUAAAAAGGUACUAAUUGAACAUAAUUACUUGUAGCUCUCUGAUGAAGUAGAAGGGUUUCACUUAAUCCUGCUCAUACCAAAUACCGUUUCCUUUUUAUUUCAGUUCUGUGCAGAAUUCCUCCUUGUGGAAUAAAAUAUGUUUGCAGUUUUCAGAAUAGUUUUUUCUGUAGUUAGUGAUUUGUAUAGCACUACUGGAAUGUGAAAUCCAUAAAAAUGGUUGAAUAAUUCAUUACAAAACUGGGGGAUGCUGGCGCUUGGUUUCUAAAGUAUUUCUAAAGUAAACUUAGUGAAAAUUUCAUUACUAUUUUGUUAUAUUAAUUUUGCAUAAUUAAAUGAAAUUGUGGAAACUUCAGGGGCUGUUAUCUCCUUAAUUUAUAAAGUUAUUGAGGUAAAAUUCAUUACAAUGAUAGAAAACAUUUACAAUUGUUAGCCCACCAAAUGUUACAAUGUUUCAUUUGUCCACAGAU
Molecule: messenger RNA, 3322 nt
Organism: Anolis sagrei ordinatus
Lineage: Eukaryota; Metazoa; Chordata; Lepidosauria; Squamata; Anolidae
Source: RefSeq, a predicted model, not a curated record